CAAGGGCCCCCGAUACCGGAAGUCAGAUUCUGUAAGUACGUAGUUGGUGAAGUAGCUGAGACAGCAGAAGGUCAGGAUGAAGAAGUCUAUCUUGCGCACCAGCCUGCGCUCUUCUUUGGAGGACUGCGAGGCGCGCAGAUAGGCCCGCGCCUUUUCCAGGGUCGAUGCCAUGCUCUUUCUAGCGAGUGGGUCCUGCUGCUAUCCAACGACAACGACGGCGAACACACAAAUCGACAUGGGCAAAAUAAAAUGGAAGAGCAAGAGGGGUACGCGAUGUCGGCGGUGUGGAAAAAAGAGAAGGAUCGAGUCACAAAGAUUGGUGGCCGUGGCCGCGGCCGCGUUGAGACGGCGUUUUUUCGCUAAGCAGCGUGAUGCAAAGUACGACGUAGGCGGCAGUCUGGCAUUCGAUAGCUAACCGCAGGCCGCGCGGCGGCAAGCAUAUCGAGGCGGAGGAGCAGGCGGG
Messenger RNA from Aplosporella prunicola CBS 121167, 463 nucleotides. RefSeq lists its product as uncharacterized. NCBI's taxonomy places the organism in Eukaryota, Fungi, Ascomycota, Dothideomycetes, Botryosphaeriales, Aplosporellaceae. Bases 170 to 415 code for a protein of 81 amino acids. The transcript has a single exon. The record is from RefSeq and is a predicted model, not a curated record.